Messenger RNA from Eubalaena glacialis (North Atlantic right whale), 4987 nucleotides. It is a transcript of the gene NID1, whose product is annotated as nidogen 1. Gene Ontology annotation, molecular function: calcium ion binding. The record is from RefSeq and is a predicted model, not a curated record. Gene Ontology annotation, biological process: cell-matrix adhesion. NCBI's taxonomy places the organism in Eukaryota, Metazoa, Chordata, Mammalia, Artiodactyla, Balaenidae. The transcript is spliced from 20 exons. Bases 117 to 3845 code for a protein of 1242 amino acids.
GAACCUCGGGAGGCGGGAGACGCGGAGGGGCUGCCGAGGGGCGUCCGGUUACAUCUCCGCCUUCCUCAGCCUCCGGCCGCAGAGCCCUUCGGUUUGCGGGACGGCAGUCCGGGAACAUGUUGGCCGCGGUCCGCCGGAGCGGAGCUGCGUGGACGCGGGCGCUGCUGCUGCAGCUGCUGCUGGCGGGGCCCGGGGGCUGCCUGAGCCGCCAGGAGCUCUUUCCCUUCGGCCCCGGGCAGGGCGACCUGGAGCUGGAGGCCGGGGACGACCGCGUCUCCCCAGCCCUGGAGCUGAGCACUGCGCUCCGCUUCUUCGACAAAUCCGACCUCAACUCGGUCUACAUUACCACAAACGGCAUUAUUGCCAUGAGUGAGCCCCCAGCCAAAGAAUCCCAUCCUGGGCUAUUCCCACCGACCUUCGGAGCAGUCGCCCCUUUCCUGGCGGACUUGGACACGACAGACGGCCUUGGGAAGGUUUACUAUCGGGAAGACUUAUCUCCCUCUGUCACUCAGCUGGCAGCGGAGUGUGUCCAGAGAGGGUUCCCGGAAGUCUCUUUCAAGCCCAGUAGCGUGGUGGUUGUCACUUGGGAAUCCGUGGCUCCCUACCAAGGGCCCAGCAAGGACCCUGCCCAGGAAGGCAAGAGAAACACAUUCCAGGCUGUUCUGGCCUCUUCUGAUUCCAGCACCUACGCCAUUUUCCUUUAUCCUGAAGAUGGUCUGCAGUUCUGUACGACAUUCUCAAAGAAGGAUGAGAACCAAGUUCCCGCAGUGGUUGCUUUCAGCCAAGGUUUAGUAGGAUUAAUAUGGAAGAGUGACGGAGCUUAUAACGUAUUUGCUAAUGACAGAGAAUCAAUUGGAAACUUGGCCAAGAGCAGCAACUCUGGGCAGCAGGGCAUCUGGGUGUUUGAGAUUGGGAGUCCGGCCACGGCCAGUGGCGUGGUGCCCUCGGACGUGAACCUGGGAUUGGACGACGGAGCAGAGUAUGAUGAUGAAGAUUAUGACUCGGUGACACCUCUGAGCCUGGAGGACACGGGCACCACAUCCUUCCCCUAUGAGGCCCGGAGAAGGGGAGACACUGGCACAUACAACAUGCCCAGUGACCUCUCCCCCCGCCGCCUGGCUACUGAGAGACCCCCUGGACCUCCCACGGAGAGGACCAGAUCUUUCCAGCUGCCAGUGGAGAGGUUUCCCCAGCAGCAACCACAGGUCAUAGACGUGGAUGAAGUUGAGGAAACAGGAGUUGCAGUUUUCAGCUACAACACAGAUUCCCGCCAGACGUGUGCCAACAACAGACACCAAUGCUCCGUGCACGCAGAGUGCAGGGACUUUGCCACCGGCUUCUGUUGCAGCUGUGUUUCCGGCUACACGGGGAACGGCCGGCAAUGUGUUGCAGAAGGUACCCCCCAGAGAGUUAACGGCAAGGUGAAAGGGAAGGUCUUUGUGGGGAACAGCCAAGUUCCCACUGUCUUUGAGAACACCGACCUCCACUCUUACGUGGUAAUGAACCAUGGGCGCUCCUACACAGCCAUCAGCACCAUUCCUGAGACCAUCGGGUACUCUCUGCUUCCUCUGGCCCCUAUUGGAGGCAUCAUUGGAUGGAUGUUUGCCGUGGAGCAAGAUGGAUUCAAGAAUGGGUUCAGCAUCACAGGGGGCGAAUUCACCCGCCAGGCUGAGGUGACCUUUGUGGGGCACCCGGGCAAGUUGUUCAUUAAGCAGCAGUUCAGCGGUAUUGAUGAGCAUGGACACCUGACCAUCGACACGGAGCUGGAGGGCCGAGUGCCGCAGAUCACCUUCGGCUCCUCGGUGCACAUCGAGCCCUACACGGAGCUCUACCACUACUCCCACCAGGUGAUCACAUCAUCCUCUACCCGGGAGUACACAGUGACGGAACCUGAGCGGGAUGGCGCUGCCCCUUCUCACGUCCACACUUACCAGUGGCGCCAGACCAUCACCUUCCAGGAGUGCGUCCACGACGACUCCCGGCCAGCCCUGCCCAGAACCCAGCAGCUCUCGGUGGACAGCGUGUUUGUCCUGUACAACCAGGAGGAGAGGAUCUUGCGCUAUGCUCUGAGCAACUCUAUCGGUCCCGUGAGGGACGGCUCCCCUGAUGCCCUUCAGAAUCCUUGCUACAUCGGCACUCAUGGGUGUGACACCAAUGCAGCCUGUCGCCCCGGCCCCGGGACCCAGUUCACCUGCGAGUGCUCCAUCGGCUUCCGGGGAGACGGACAGACCUGCUACGAUAUCGACGAAUGUUCAGAGCAGCCCUCGGUGUGUGGGAGCCAUGCAAUCUGCAAUAACCACCCAGGAACCUUCCGAUGCGAGUGUGUAGAGGGUUACCGGUUUUCAGAGGAGGGAACAUGUGUGGCUGUCGUGGACCAGCGCCCCAUCAACUACUGUGAGGCUGGCCUUCAUGACUGUGACAUCUCUCAGCGGGCCCAGUGCAUCUAUUUGGGAGGCUCCUCCUACACCUGCUCCUGUCUGCCAGGCUUCUCUGGGGAUGGCAGAGCCUGCCAAGAUGUGGAUGAAUGCCAGCUGAGCCAAUGUCACCCUGAUGCCAUCUGCUACAACACUCCAGGGUCCUUCACGUGCCAGUGCAAACCUGGUUAUCAGGGAGACGGCUUCCGUUGCAUGCCUGGAGAAGUGGAGAAAACCCGAUGCCAGCAUGAACGAGAACACAUCCUCGGGGCGGUGGACCCCCAGCACCCCCGGCCUCCGGGACUGUUUGUUCCCGAGUGUGAUGAGCACGGACGCUACGCGCCCACCCAGUGCCACGGCAGCACGGGCUACUGCUGGUGUGUGGACCGCGACGGCCGCGAGGUGGAGGGCACCAGGACCACGCCCGGGAUGAGGCCACCGUGUCUGAGUACAGUGGCUCCCCCGGUUCACCACGGACCCUCAGUUCCUACCGCCGUGAUCCCCCUGCCACCUGGGACCCACCUACUCUUCGCCCAGACCGGGAAGAUAGAGCACCUCCCCCUGGAGGGAAGCACCAUGACCAAGACGGAAGCCAAGGCGCUGCUUCACGCCCCGGAUAAAGUCAUCAUUGGACUGGCCUUCGACUGUGUGGACAAGAUUGUUUACUGGACCGACAUCAGUCAGCCUUCCAUUGGGAGAGCCAGUCUGCAUGGUGGAGAGCCAAGCACCAUCAUCCGACAAGAUCUUGGAAGCCCAGAAGGCAUUGCUCUUGACCAUCUUGGCCGCAACAUCUUCUGGACGGAUUCUCACCUGGAUCGGAUAGAAGUUGCAAAGCUGGAUGGGACCCAGCGCCGGGUGCUGUUUGAGACUGAUUUGGUGAAUCCCAGAGGCAUCGUAACGGAUUCCGUGAGAGGGAAUCUUUAUUGGACAGACUGGAACAGAGAUAGCCCCAAAAUCGAAACUUCCUACAUGGAUGGCACAAACCGGAGGAUCCUUGUGCAGGAUGACCUGGGUUUGCCCAACGGGCUGACCUUUGAUGCCUACUCAUCUCAACUCUGCUGGGUGGAUGCAGGCACCCAUCAGGCCGAAUGCCUGAAGCCCGAUCAGCCCAGCAGACGUAAGGUUCUUGAAGGGCUCCAGUAUCCUUUCGCCGUUACAAGCUUCGGGAAGAAUCUGUAUUACACAGACUGGAAGACGAAUUCCGUGGUCGCUGUGGAUCUUGCUAUUUCCAAAGAGACGGAUUCCUUCCAUCCCCACAAACAGACCCGGCUGUAUGGCAUCACCACCGCCCUGUCUCAGUGUCCCGAAGGUCACAACUACUGCUCAGUGAACAAUGGUGGCUGCACCCACCUCUGCUUGGCCACCCCAGGAAGCAGGACCUGCCGUUGCCCUGACAAUACCCUGGGCGUUGACUGUAUCGAGCGGAAAUGAAGACAAGAGUGCCUCGUUCCCUCUCUAAAAUAUUUCACAGCAACACCCUACUUGAAAGGGUCCAGACUGAAAACUGUCUGACCUGGUGGCUAAGUGGCCACCAGGUCCAGGGCCAACCCAGCCUGAGCCCCAACAGCAUUGCCCUCACUGUUCCCCAAAACAUAUGCCCUGCAAUUCUGGAAUGGGAAAGCCUCUACUCCUACGCAAAGACAGAAAACCUCUCUGACCCCAACCCUCAGACAAGCUUAUACAGCCCUGAGUGAGGAUUAUAUGCCCCAUCCUGGUGCUGGAAAUUUUCCCCAACCUUAACACCCCAGUGGUGAGCAGAACCUCCCCAGGCCUGAGCCGCCCCUUCCCUGUGGCCUUACGAGCUCAGCCUCACUCUGAGAUACCCAUCAUCCCGUCAGCUGCUGAACACACCAGCCAGGAUUGUCUAGGCAAGGCUGUGAGCAAAGGAGGGAGUUAGCCCUCCCACACUUUCGUCUUGGUGCUCUGAUUUCCCUCUUUGUACUCCUGGCUUUUAACCCCUGAGUUCUGUACCACCUGCAUCCUGCCCAAGGCCCACAUUAUAGAGAGCAAGCCCCGCUUUUUGGUCAAAACCCAUCCUGUCCGAAGGAUACGUGGGUAUUUGGUGGAUGAUACUGAGCAGCCUCUCCCAGAAAAGUUAUUGGCAUUUCAGCAGUAGUCUUUGGUAGUCAAAGGCUCAAAUCAAAGGAGUGUCCAGUAGUAGGAAUUUCAAUGUGUAGAGUCAGAUGUUUGAGGAUGGGGAUUCUAUUGAUGUGCCUUAAAUUAUACCAAAGAUUACCAGAGCACUUGGAUCCUAGCAUCUGGUCUCUGGGGCGGCACAGCCCCACUGCUGGCACCUGUGUCCAGCCUCCUAAUGGAGACCCAUGUGAGACACAGGAUGGGGCUGGUACCAGUGAUGACACCCCCUAUAGUCCCUCACCUCUGGCCUCCACCCAUGAGAUCCAAUCUACAAUCAACCCUAAGCUUUCUUCUCCUUUGUUUCUCCCUCUAUCCAUGGCCCUUGCUGGCUGUAUUCUCAUGCAAAAUCACAAUCCAGGAGGGCCAAACUGAAUAUUUAUACUAGUGAUCCAGACCGUUUAUUGCUCAUUGGUGUAAUUAAAAGGACCAUUGCCACA